This is a messenger RNA of Fomitiporia mediterranea MF3/22, 678 nucleotides long. RefSeq lists its product as uncharacterized. Lineage: Eukaryota; Fungi; Basidiomycota; Agaricomycetes; Hymenochaetales; Hymenochaetaceae. The coding region runs from base 1 to 678 and encodes 225 amino acids. The transcript has 3 exons. The record is from RefSeq and is a predicted model, not a curated record.
AUGCUUUCCACUUCACCCUCUCCCUUCGAGCCAGAACGUCUCAGAGAUACAUCUUUACAGUCGUCCACAAUGACUCAGUUCACUGCACCUCUGAUUGUGAGACGUAGUCAGAGCAUGCAACGUGCAUAUACAGACAUGGCUUUGCCUGCAGCUCCGAGUCAAAUCAACUUGUUCAACACUCUGGAUCUCAACACUGGUGCACCACUCACACCUGCUGCACACUGUUCACAGUGCAUCCAUCUCCUCAAUCCACCAGUCAAUCUCACAAUCUGUUUCACAAGCACAACCCAACCUCCACAACCGACAGGCACACACAAUUCAACUAUUCAACUUGUAGAGACUGAGCGACGACCAAAACGUGGUGACGAAGGCUACAUCAAACGACCCGAGAACGUGUUCAUCCUCUUCUGUCGUAAAUGCUGUUGGAGAAAGAAUGAGGCAGAGGCAGCUUGUCACACUAUAGUGCAAGUACUAGGCCCAUUCGGAUGUCUGCACACGACGUGCAGUGGCGUGCGCAAAUGGAGAUGGCAGACUUUGCUGAGCAGAGUGCUUGCAAGGGCAGGGUCAACUGCAGACACUGUCAUUACUGCUGAGCCUCUCAAUGCCCUUGCAGUCAACCAGCACACCAGGUGCACCACUAUUACUAUGUAUGCAUUCUCGGAUUAUUUUCCUCCUUGA